ACCAAGAAUGGGGCCUGUGCUCCUUAGGCGUGGAGGCUGCCUCCUACUCUGGAUGGCACUGCUCCUGGGAUGUUGGGCUGAGCUUGGCAGUGGCUUGGAGUUCCCAGGAGCAGAAGGCCAGUGGACUCGCUUCCCCAAAUGGAAUGCCUGCUGUGAGAGCGAAAUGAGCUUUAACAUGAAAACCCGCAGUUCCAGUGGCCUGGUCCUUUACUUUGAUGAUGAGGGCUUCUGCGACUUCUUGGAGUUAAUUCUGACACAAGGUGGACGGCUCCAGCUAAGUUUCUCCAUCUUCUGUGCAGAGCCUGCCAUCUUGCUCUCUGACAUGGCUGUCAAUGACAACUUGUGGCACACCGUGGUCAUUCGCCGCAAUUUUAAGAAUACAACACUGCUAAUUGAUCAGACUGAGGCUAAAUGGGUGGAAGUGAAAUCUAAGCGGCGGGACAUGACGGUCUUCAGUGGUCUCUUUCUAGGAGGGUUACCUCCAGAGUUGCGUUCACCUACCCUAAAAGUAACACUGUCCUCAGUGAAGGAUAGGGAGCCCUUCAAAGGAUGGAUAACAGAUGUAAGAGUCAAUUAUACACAGUCUUCGCCUGUGGAGAGUCAAGAAGUACGUCUGGAUGAUGAACAGAGCCACCUAUGUGCUAGCGAUGUUUGCCUCAAUGGUGGUGUAUGCUCUGUGCUCAACAAUCAGGCGGUGUGUGACUGCUCCCAUACCGGUUUCCGUGGGAAGGAUUGCAGUGAAG
Molecule: messenger RNA, 743 nt
Organism: Python bivittatus (Burmese python)
Lineage: Eukaryota; Metazoa; Chordata; Lepidosauria; Squamata; Pythonidae
Source: RefSeq, a predicted model, not a curated record